AUGGAGCCCGUGUCCACGCUACUCAUCGGGAAGGGAUCAAUGAAAUUGCCUGACACGUCGACCUUCGAGCCGUUGCUGCCGCAGGCGACGAAUCUGAUGGACGUUGUGCAUCGCUUCACCCUCCGCCGCUGUAUCGCAUCGCCGCUGAAUGAAAGCCUGCUCGAAUUGGCCGAGCGAAAGGAGCAGGCGGCGGCGGAAUGUGAGAUGAGGCUCGUCCACAUUCCACCAGGGCCUGGCAGCAACGCAGGCGUGGUUGUCGCGCUCGAGCUUGACGCCCGCGGACACAGCACGAGCUACGAGGGCGACGAGUGGCUAGCGCCCGCACCGGGCGAGCUGCACGAAGCCUACGCGUGGCUCAACGUGAAUCGCGGGGCCAACUGGAACGCCGUCCACCAGCAUGACGUCGAGCGGUGGAGCGCCGUCUACUUUGUGAGCGAUGGCGAGCCGAAUGCGCCUGGCUUCCCGUGCCCCGAGAGCGGCCACAUGCUCUUUCGAUGCGGGCCCAAGGGAAGGCCCGCACAUCCUGCCACCGAUCUCGCUCAGCCGAGCCACUUCUCGCACAGUUACAUGUCCGUGGCGCCGACCCCGGGCUCGCUGUGGAUCUUUCCGGGCUCCGUCCCUCACGCCGUCAUGCAGGCGGUCCUGCCCGAUGGAGUGGCCGAGGCAGAGCAAGCGAGGAUCAGCAUCGGCGUCAACUUUCUCGACGCGAAACCUCCGCCUCCCCAUGGCAUACCGCCGCCCGUCGACCCCAUUGCAUAG
Molecule: messenger RNA, 759 nt
Organism: Emiliania huxleyi CCMP1516
Lineage: Eukaryota; Haptophyta; Isochrysidales; Noelaerhabdaceae
Exons: 3
Coding region: 1-759 (252 amino acids)
Source: RefSeq, a predicted model, not a curated record